GGCUCAGUAGUCGGCGAGCCGUGCUGGACUUCGGACGUCGGGCGUAACGCCGAGCUUUACCACUUGUUCGCGGCCCUGGCGAAAAAACCGCGCUUCGCGGACAAAUAAAAACAACCAGCCUCGUAAAAUUCCAUCAAGCACGUCAAUCGCGAAUCAUAAACUGCGCCAAAUCAAUGAACGUUCAGGACAUAUCCCAUAGAAUCGCUCGAGUUUUUCGUUAAUCACUCGUUAUCGAAUCUUUCCAAAGUUCUACGUAGAACAAAAAUUAGAAGCGACAACAGAAAUGAAUAAAGAACAACGAUCGAAUUAGGGUUCGAGAUUCGUAACUUAUUCGUGAAAGGCUUACGUUUCAAGGUUUUGCGGGAACGAUGUUUCGAAGAGUUGAAAAGUUGUGAGACAAUCUUUCGAGAAAGUGAUCGAUACGUAAGAUGGAUGAUCGAGAACCGAUGUAAUAAAGAUCGCGGUAUUCGAUAGAUGGUUUGUUUACAGUGAAGCGUCAGUGAUCUAGCAACUAGUGGCGCGGUGUAAACAGUGCUCGUAAGUAAAAUAAACCGACGUGGUCUUGUUCGUGAGAAGUCAAAAUCCAAAAACCGGAAUUCCCACCUCGUAAUAGAAAUCUGCUGUUGAAACAGAUUUUGGAAGUACUAGAAGUAGUUAAAAGAUAUAUUUGGACGUACUUUUUCCGCGCUCGCAACGGUAUAGCCGAAAGGACAGAUUACCCUGCAUUCAAUCGACUAAUUGAAACAAUCGAUUCGUUCAGUGUCCAUGACACAGGUUCGUUUAUCCUCGACCUUGAACCACGGUUCCUAAGGUUUUCGCUACCAGAGUCUCCAUUCGAUAAUCAAAGAACAAUUUGAUAUAUCAGAAUAAUGAGAUAAGCGCGUGAUAAUCGAUGAACGUGGAAAAUCGUGUGUUCGGUUAAACAAUUUUGUCGAGUGUCGAGCGAACAACGAUUCGUAAGUUUUGUGCGUGGUCUUUCAUUGUUUGCUAGGCCUCUGUGGCCAAGAAGAGAACGGAAAUAUGGCUGAGAACGAGAGACACGUGGAAGCAGAAAUCACGGAGCUGUCGUCGGAUUCUGUGGAACAUCGGGUGUCUCUUUACCCCAUUACGAUGGAGAAGAAAAGGCACGUCGUGGAAACGAUCGCAGAGUCUGCAGUGCGAGAUCCGUGCAAAAAGGAAACAACACACGCGUUGGAGAAUCGAGCUCAAAGGUUACAGCAGACCCAAUCGUUGCCACAGCUACAGCCUACCGACACGCAAGACAGAAAAAUGGACAACCCGAGUGACAACGCAUCGGACGCGAUUAGUAGUCAAAGGGUAUAUAAGAAAUCAUCACCGAACAACAAGCUGACCCUCUACUUGGCGAGCAGAGAUCUGAUCGUGAGCGAGUUGAAAAUCGAUAAACUACAGGGCGUACUAUUGGUCGAUCCUGAAUUUUUGCAAGAGAAAAGGGUGUACGGGCAAAUUACGUUGACUUUUCGCUACGGGAGGGAAGACGAAGAGGUAAUGGGACUGAAAUUCUGUAACGAGGCGGUUAUGUGUCUCGCGCAACUUUACCCCCCAUAUUCCGGCGCUGAUCAACAAGAAACGACCCCGUUACAGGAGGCGUUGGUGAAAAGAUUAGGUCCAAAUGCUCACGCGUUUACCAUGGAAAUCACACCGUUAGCACCCCCGUCGGUGCAAUUGGUGCCUGCUAAGGAAUACAAUGGGGCCCCCAUUGGUACUAGCUACGACGUCAGAGCUUACGUAGCUGAACGAGCGGACGAGAAGUUGCAUCGGAAAACGACCGUCAGGAUGGGUAUCCGUGUCGUCCAGCGAACUACGAAGCCACCGUUGCCAGCUACCAGCGUAUAUAGCGUGCCGGUGUCAGCGAGUCCUUCUCCUGGAUCCAGAGGUCAAGCUUGUAAAACGAGAGUCUCGUUCAUGGAAAAUGAGAUCACAGAGGACGAGGAGAACGCAGGGCCACAUGCUGCAGUGGAGAAACCGUUCUUAUUGAGCGAUGGACGCGUGGGUUUGGAAGCACGACUAGAUCGUGCGAUCUACGCUCACGGAGAUCCAAUAACUGUGCACGUCAACGUCAAUAACAACAGCAGCAAAACUGUGAGGAGGAUCAAGGUUUUCAUCGUGCAACACGUAGAUGUGUGCAUGUUCAGCAAUGGGAAAUUCAAGAACGUGGUGGCCUUGCUGUCGUCGCAAGAGGGAUGCCCGAUAGGUCCCGGAGUUUCGCUGAGGAAAAGCUACACGCUUAGACCGAUCAAAGGCUCGACCAAAAAUUGGAUUGCUUUGGAAGACAGUUACACGAAGGCGGAGGCGACGUUAGCCUCCACCGUUAUUUGCCCUGGAAACGGUCCAGAGGAUAGAAACGUUUUUGCCAUAUACGUUUCCUAUUACGUGAAGGUAAAGCUACUAAUUUCAACAAUGGGCGGAGAAGUGUCGCUUAAGUUACCGUUCACGUUAAUGCAUAGCAACACUGAUCCGGAUUUAGUGGGCUUCCCGUCCCCGAUCAGAGAGCCGAGAGUUUUAGGGAAGCCGAACGAGGAGAUUACAGAGAAUCUCGAGAGGCAAGAGGAUAACGAACAUAAAUAUAAGACAACUAAAUUAGAACCGAUUAAAGAGAAACUAAAAGAGUCCAGAGAUAUCGACGUGGAUCUGAUAGAGCACUACGAGGAAAGCGACAGUACCUGAGACCAGGCGCAAACGACCGAUGCAUCGUCGCGAUCAUCGACGAAGAAUAAUAACGACGCGAGAAACGUGAAAACUUCGAAUCAUAAGAACUGUAAAUUGGGUUUCGAUAUACAGAGAGCUUGGUGUUGCUUUAGAAGAGCUUCUUAGUAACGCGAAAAGAAGAGCAACGUUUAGAAAAAUUGACCACGAUGUUUUCUUUCUUUCGUUGAUUAAUUGACGAUUGAGGAGGUUUUGAUGAAUACGCGAGUAAUUAUGAAAUUUCAAGUAUUUUAAACAUUUA
This is a messenger RNA of Bombus huntii, 2965 nucleotides long. RefSeq names its product phosrestin-2-like. Gene Ontology annotation, molecular function: G protein-coupled receptor binding. The record is from RefSeq and is a predicted model, not a curated record. Gene Ontology annotation, biological process: G protein-coupled receptor internalization; signal transduction. Gene Ontology annotation, cellular component: cytoplasm. The coding region runs from base 1021 to 2685 and encodes 554 amino acids. The transcript has 11 exons. Lineage: Eukaryota; Metazoa; Arthropoda; Insecta; Hymenoptera; Apidae.